This is a messenger RNA of Panicum hallii, 731 nucleotides long. RefSeq lists its product as uncharacterized. Bases 177 to 572 code for a protein of 131 amino acids. The transcript has 2 exons. NCBI's taxonomy places the organism in Eukaryota, Viridiplantae, Streptophyta, Magnoliopsida, Poales, Poaceae. The record is from RefSeq and is a predicted model, not a curated record.
UAUCCACAUGAAGACACCUUAAACUGGGCGUCGUUUCCGAUAAGAAUCCCUGAAGCCACAGUCCGCGGGAGAGCACGUACCAAUCUGCCGGCCCACCUACAGAAAUCCCUAAUCUAUACCAGCUCUACCAUGGAUCAUCUUUGCUACUGUCCACCGAUGGACCACGCCCUCCUGCCAUGCGAGCAGGAGGGGACUCUUCCUCGAACAUGGCGCACCGCUACCAUUGCCACUGCCACAUCCACCCGGCGCUUCUCCCGGGGUCGAGCAGCUUCUUCUUCAGCAGCAGCAGCUCGUCGGGCUCCGACGACGACGGCGCCGGAACGCAGCCCCUACAGGUGCGCGUCGAGGUGCCGCCAGUGUCCUCGACGUCGGACGGCGCGGCGCCGCUCCUCGAGCCCACGCCCAGGCCCGACGACGCCGGCUCGUCCCCCGCGGCUUGUGGCCUUCGUCUUGAUCUUCUUCGCCGGGCUUGUCUUCUACGGGCGCUUCUUCUGAUUCGAGCGGACACGACACGCUCUGGUCGCUGCAAAUACAAACACUGCUUGCGGGAAUUGAGAUCAAGUUUAGUUUAGGAAUAUAGUGAUAGUGAUUGACUGAUUUGUACUAAAUAUUGUGAAAGCAAUUACGCUCUCUCCUGAUCUCCUCCCAUGUUGUGCCUGUAAAGUUCGUGCACCGAUCAGGAUUUACAUUAUUGAUGAGUGAUAAAUUUUUGCAAAUACUGAACAUAGCAA